CACUGGUGGGAGGGCAGAGCACAGCCCCUAUGUCCCUUUAUGUCUCUCCUGUCUGAGGCCAGAGUAGGCCUUGGAGCUGGGCCACCGCAGUACAGCCUGUAUGCUGGGUCAUUGGGGAACACUGGAGACUUUCUGAAGGGGUGUCGCUUGAGCUGGGCCUCCCACGAUGGGGGAUGGGCAGCAUCUUAGGAAGAGGAGCAGUCUGAAGGUUGGGAGGUCUGGAAAGUCUCCAGGGCGGCAGCAGACUGGGAGGAGGGGUUUCCCGAGAGACCGUCUGUGCCUCCUGCUUCGUGCUGGGGCCUCAGGCCCCAGGGAGGCAGUGAUUGGGUGGGCAGUGGUGCUGGGAAGGACCUUGGACGAGGCAGGAGGCCAGCCUGACUCGCACAAUUCUGCCUGGCCUCUCCGCCUGUGGGAGAGACUGCGCCAAGACUCAGAGGGGCACCAAGCAGUAAGGAUGCGGUGAAGGGUCUGGAUCCGCUUAGGCUCCAGGGCGAGCUUGGGGAAGAAACCACGAGAGUCCCACACGCAGGCCUCUACGCGGUGGUGAUGGUGGGGACUCCCUCAGACCUUGGCCAGAGAAGAGUGGAGCUGGCCUGGGGGUGGGGACCAUCAGGGCUCUUUCCGGGAAGUGGCGGGGGAAGUUGGGGAUCAUGUAGCUCCUAAAAUGGCGAGGCGGGGACAUGCAAGGAGGUGGCCGAGGAGGAGCGCGCUGGCAGCCGCCCCAGGCCAAUCCAGAAAGUGCUCGGCCACAAUUAGACAACCGACAGCAGUGGUGGCUGGGGGGGUGGAGGCCGUGCGGGGAGCGGUCCCCGGGCUCUCCGCUAUCCUCACUCGCGGUAAUUUUACUACCUGCCGGCUACUGGGGGGCGUCAUGAUUGGCUGCGGGCCGACAGCUUCAGCGCGGAUUGGCUGCUCGGGCCAGGAGGCCGGACCCGAGUCCGCCCCCCGAACUUUCAAAGGGGAGGGACCCCGGGAGGUGCCGGCAGACGCGAAGUCUGUGUUCAGGCCAGUGGAGCAAGCUGAGAGGUCAGUGAGCCGGCAGCGCGGGCGCAAGGGCACCAGAAUCCACGCAGGGCGCCGUUUCUGCUCCAGCCAUGGGGUCGGCGGCGCUGGAGAUCCUCGGCCUGGUGCUGUGCCUGAUGGGCUGGGUGGGCCUGAUCCUGGCGUGCGGGCUGCCCAUGUGGCAGGUGACCGCUUUCCUGGACCACAACAUCGUGACGGCGCAGACCACCUGGAAGGGGCUCUGGAUGUCGUGCGUGGUGCAGAGCACGGGGCACAUGCAGUGCAAGAUGUAUGACUCGGUGCUGCUCUACGCGUUCUGCGGGCUGCUGGCGCUCGUGCCGCUCUGCUGGUUCGCCAACAUUGUGGUCCGCGAAUUCUACGACCCGAAUGUAUCCGUGUCAAACAAGUACGAACUGGGAGCACGGCCCGCGGCCGGCGGCGACUACGACAAGAAAAACUACGUCUGAGGGCGCCAGGCACGGCGGGGCCCCUCGUGUCAGCGACGCUCACAAGCCGGAGUACUGCCAUGGAGCUCCGCAGCCCGUCCACUCCGACCGUUACUCGCUGGGUCCUGGGCGGUGCCCUGCCUGAACAGGCAACACGCACUUGGGAGGACUUGCUCGGUUUCUUUUUCUGGGGGCAUUGUUGGCUCCGACGUGGGUGGGGCUCAGAUUCCUUGGUUGUGUGGGCGCUGGACCAAAGAUGCCACUUCUCUGCCCAUCCCCACCAGCGGUUUCUGCUGAUUCCAGAGGGUCAGACUGAGGGCCCGGGGCCCCCAGCCUGGGUUGCAUGAAGGAUGUGUACAGCUGGCCUUUACCGCCAUCAGCAGGCCCUGAGCCUAGGGGGCCCAAGAGACUUGGUCUGGACCUCCCUCCCUCCCUCAACCCAGCAGCUCCCCAGGCCAAGAUCCUGAGUGUGGGGCUGGGGUGCUGUCCUCCUUCGCCGUUUGGGGGAGGGUAAGAAUUUGUUUAGUAAAUGGUUUGAAAACCCUC
Molecule: messenger RNA, 1994 nt
Organism: Myotis brandtii (Brandt's bat)
Lineage: Eukaryota; Metazoa; Chordata; Mammalia; Chiroptera; Vespertilionidae
Gene: CLDN5
Product: claudin 5
Exons: 2
Coding region: 1095-1469 (124 amino acids)
Biological process (GO): bicellular tight junction assembly; cell adhesion
Cellular component (GO): plasma membrane; bicellular tight junction
Molecular function (GO): structural molecule activity
Source: RefSeq, a predicted model, not a curated record